This is a messenger RNA of Rhagoletis zephyria (snowberry fruit fly), 411 nucleotides long. RefSeq lists its product as uncharacterized. Gene Ontology annotation, molecular function: DNA binding. NCBI's taxonomy places the organism in Eukaryota, Metazoa, Arthropoda, Insecta, Diptera, Tephritidae. The record is from RefSeq and is a predicted model, not a curated record.
AUGGCUCCCAGUUUUAUAUGGUUUCACUGCUCAAAAAUUGAUAAUGGCAAAAAAGUAAAGUGCAAUCUUUGUGGAAAAGAGUUUCUAUUUAAUAAAAGCACAUCAAAUAUGCUGAAGCAUUUGCAACGUAUUCAUAAAAUUGAUCCUUCUCUUAAUAAAGAAAAACAACCACACAAAAGAGGAAGCGACACUAAUAAUAACUCAGACAUUCAAUCUAAAAAGGGACCUACGGAUCGGUGUAUAAAUAACGCCAGUUCUUUCUCAGGUGGCGGGUAUCGUCAUGAACAGAUAACUACGGCUCUCCUUAGGAUGAUUGCGGUAGAUAACAUGCCUCUCUGUACUCCGGAAAGGCCAGGAUUUAAAAUGUUUGUAAACAAGUUACAACCUUUAUUUAUAUCACAUACCGUGUGA